AUGUCGGACCCACCUCGCCGACGCGCAGUAAACACAUGCACCCGCUGCGUGCGCCUCAAGCUCAAGUGCGACCACGCACGCCCGUGCGGCGCGUGUGCGCGCUCACACGGCGUCCAGUGUGUGUACGGCACCCCCGCCGCGAGCGAGCCGACAGACGACGACGCGGCGCCGAGGCCCCGCAAGCGCCAUCGCGCCGUGCUGGUGUGCACGCGCUGCAAGCGGCUGCGGGUCAAGUGCGACCAGGCCAAGCCAUGUGGUGCGUGUGCGGCGGCCAAGCGGGGCCACGGGUGCGUGUAUGUGCCGUGGCCGGACGAGGAGGGCGCACCUGGUACUAUGCCGCCGCCGACGAGGGCAGCGCCGACGACAACGACUACAGUGCCCGGCGGGACGAGGACACACUCGGCGCCGGCGACUGCGCCGGCCACGCCCCACCGCGGUCUGGAGCACGACCAUACGGCACUGCACGCCCACGCGCGCGCGAUCGGGCUCGAGGACGACACGCCGAGCAACUACCACAGCAUGCGCGCGCGCAUCGCCGAGCUCGAGGCGCGGCUCGACGGGCUGGCCUCAACCGUCGCGACGACGCCGGCAGCAACCCCCGCGCCUGACCUCCUGUCGUCCUUCUCGCCCUUUGCGACGGGCGAGCUCGCCGCGCUGGCGAGCCGCUUCCCGCCGCCCGAGGAGGCGAGGCGGCUGCUGCGCGACUUUCUCAACUUUGACCUCAUGUUCCGCUUCGUGCAUGUCGCGAGCUUCCAGCGGCGGUGUGAGGCUGCGCUAGCUGCGACGUCUUGGGAGGACGCCGACGCGCCGUUCAUGGCAAUGUUUGCCGGUGCGCUGCUGGUCGCGGCGGCCAGCACGACGGUGCGCGCGGCGAGCGGGAGCAUUGCCGCGCGCACGGCGGCAGAGGGCCGCGAGGCCCGCCUCCGCGCACUCAUGGACGCGCUCAUGGUGUUCUGCGAGGACCGGGGCGAGCUCGGUCUCGACUACGUCCACGCGCGCCUCAUCGCCGUGCUGACACACAUGGCGGGCGAGACGUCUUCCCCGGCCAAGAUGUGGCUCGCGCUCGGCAAGGCGAGCUCGGCUGCACUCCUGGCCGGCCUGCACCGCGAUCGCGCGGGCGAGGCCAUGUUCGACAGGGAGAUGCGGCGGCGUGUAUGGUGGCAGAUUGUGUUUCUGUCCAUCCUCACUGCCGAGCGCAUGAACAUUGGCUUCAGGCCCGUGUUCCCCCCCGUCCCCCGACCGGCCAUCGUGGCUGACGGCGUGCUCGACACCCUCUCGGCAGGCGACGCGACGACCUCGUGGACCGGCAUCCCCGAGUGGGGGUACAUCGACGCCAAGCUGUUUUGGAUCGACUGGUUCACCCAGCGCGAUGAGCUGAUGGCAGACGAGAGCGUGCCUAUACUCACGCGACUGGGCAACGCCGCCGCACUGAUUGACAAGCUCGGCGCCGCGAUGCCGGGAUACCUCACGAUCGACAACCACCCUUACCACUCACCGCCAUGGGUGCACCUCCAGGCUGUGAUUAUGACAAUCGCGCUCGACGAGGCGCAUGUACAUCUUUACCGGCCGUACUUUGGCGCUGCGGACCCCGAGCUGGCGGCCACGGCGCUGUCGAAAGCCGUCGACGCCGCGCACCGGCUGGUUCAAGACAUCCGCAUGAUGACGACGUACAUGCUCUUCUCGUGGAUCGACGCGCCGACCACUGCGCUGUGGACAUACGGCAUGAAGAGCUUCACAGGCGGCAUGGUCAUGGCGUAUGCGCUCCUCUCUGGCCCGGACGACCCCCAGCGCGACCGGAACCAGGCCGACCUCGACCUCGUCAUCGGCGUGCUCAAGUCCAACCUCAACAUGGCCGGCAGCUCGCGCAGCAACGCGCAGGCGCUGCGCACGCUCGAGGGCAUGCGUGGCACCAUCCUGGCGCGCAGCGGUGUCGACACAGGCGACAGCAGCGCCGCCGUCGGCGACCCGGGCGAUGUGGUCGAUCCGUACACUGGUCGCACGGUGCCCCUGCCACGGGCGGUCGAGGACAUUGACGUUCCAGGCGAAUGGAUCGAGUGGGACGUGCUCUUCCGUGAGCUGUUCCAGGGCGCGUUGCCGCUACCAACAACGUAGAUAUAGGACGAUCCAUGCAUCGUCAGUGUGCAUGUGACAAC
This is a messenger RNA of Vanrija pseudolonga, 2153 nucleotides long. It is a transcript of the gene OAF3, whose product is annotated as Oleate activated transcription factor 3. The record is from RefSeq and is a predicted model, not a curated record. Gene Ontology annotation, biological process: regulation of DNA-templated transcription. NCBI's taxonomy places the organism in Eukaryota, Fungi, Basidiomycota, Tremellomycetes, Trichosporonales, Trichosporonaceae. The coding region runs from base 1 to 2112 and encodes 703 amino acids. The transcript has 2 exons. Gene Ontology annotation, molecular function: zinc ion binding; DNA-binding transcription factor activity, RNA polymerase II-specific.